ACGACUGCAGUUCCAUCUAGUGAAUUGUAUGCAUUUAUGUUCGUGUCGAAAGUAUAAAAAGUAGUUGCAUGCAGACAUCUUAUACUUUGCAAUGUUUCAUGACUAAACUUGUUUGAAAAAAAACAUUUAUUUGUCAUACACGUGCGUCCUGUUAUAAAUUAUUGACAUUUUCGAUAAAUAAAAAAAAAUGAGGGGAGUGAAGGAAGUUAUUGUAACGAGUGACAGUACCGGAGAGAAUUACAGUGCAGCCGUUUGGGAUCCAACUACAGCAUCACUUCUUUCGACAUACAAACAUGCAUCGGCACUUGGAUUUCACACACUUCAACUUCUUGGCGAUAGUUAUUUAUUAGCAGCUGACGCAAUGAAGCCAUCGCUUCACCUCUGGCCUUUAAAUAGUCAGAAUACAGUUCCCAAUCUCCAUCUCUCAACUCCUGCUAAAGUCACUGCUUUAGCUUCCACUCCAAAUGGAUCCUAUCUUGCAGCAGGUUUAAAAGAGAAAAUUUCCGUUUGGCAAGUUUGCACAGGUAGGCUCCUCGCAACUCUCGCUGAACAUUUCCAAACUGUGACCUGUCUGGUAUUUAAUUCAGACGGAACUGUCUUUGCAAGUGGCGGUGAAGAUGGUUUAAUUUUCCUCUGGUCUCUCGCACAAGUUGCAACGGGGCAAACGAGUCCAAUGCAAUCGUUCACAGUUCAUUCACGAGCAAUAAAAGAUCUUUACUUUGGUAAAUUCGGCUUAAAAGGUAGAUUAUGUUCCGUGUCCGCUGAUUGUACGGCAAAAAUCUUCGACGCUUGUAUUGGCAAAGUUCUUCUAAACGUUCCAUGUGAUGCUCCUCUCUUGUCAGUGACAAUGGACAUAAUUGAAAGUCGAUUGUUUCUUGGCACUGCGAAUGGAAAAAUAAUUCAAAUUAAUCUUCACGAUCCACCUCGUAGUAUUGAGCGUUUUGCAUCGACGGAUCAGGAUAAUGAAAAAUCGGUGAUAAAUGCCCACGAUGGAGGUGUUGUGACUUUAUCGGUUUCUGUUGAUUGUAAGACUCUCGUCUCCGGAGGAACAGAUGGCAUGGUGCAUAUUUGGGACAUUCCUGCUCGUGAAAUUAUCAAGACUAUUAAACACAAGGGACCUAUUGUAUCGGCUUUCUUUGCGAAAUCAUUGGACAAUUUUCGAACAAGAACUCUUAAGCCAAGUGUUAAUGUGAGACCUCUGCAAAGAACGAGUGAUGAUAGUAGUCAAAAUGCUCAUAUACAUGUAGCUUUAAAGGAUGAUAAUAUUACGACUCUAUUGAAUCCGGAUUUGUAUUUUAGCAAUCAAACUGCAAUUGCUUCUUCAUCAGAAAAUGAUUCUGAAAAGUUGAAAACGGCUUUAAAGGAAAUCGAAAAUCUAAAAAGUGUGAAUGCAGCUCUGUACCAGUAUUCGGUUAAAAAUUUACUUUCGAAAGCAAGUAUAGAGUAAACAAUAUAGAGUAAAAAUUAAAAUUUUAAAUAAAUUAUAAUUUUAUAUAAAGACGCAUUUGUAUUCAGAAAUAAAUAUUUUUUGACAGUCUUCUGAUUUUAUCUGUAGAGAAGAUUAACCAAAUUAAAAAUUAUAUUUAAUGAAAA
This is a messenger RNA of Leptopilina heterotoma, 1593 nucleotides long. Its product is annotated as WD repeat-containing protein 18. The transcript is spliced from 2 exons. Gene Ontology annotation, biological process: DNA-templated DNA replication; rRNA processing. The coding region runs from base 188 to 1447 and encodes 419 amino acids. Gene Ontology annotation, cellular component: nuclear pre-replicative complex. The record is from RefSeq and is a predicted model, not a curated record. NCBI's taxonomy places the organism in Eukaryota, Metazoa, Arthropoda, Insecta, Hymenoptera, Figitidae. Gene Ontology annotation, molecular function: protein binding.